AUGCUUCUCUUAACCCUUCUUCUCCUACCAUUUUCAAUCUCUGGACAAACCGACUAUAUUCUCAAUCCCGCUUGCAUAAAUGAGUUCAAUGAAAUAUACAGCUGUGUGAGAAAUCAGUCCCUUUUCCGAUUCUCUGAAAGUAGUCCCCGUGACGACUCCGCGUUGAAUCAUGAACUCUCCGAAGAGCUUCAGUAUGUUCUUGCUUGUUCCGGACCACUCCACUGCCCGAUUUCUCAAAUUUUCCGUUCAUUCUUGUAUCAAAAGAAGUGUAUUUUGGAUUACUACAAUGAGAACUUGGAGGCUUGUGCAGGGAUGUUUGUAGUCCUAGAGGUUUGGAGGAAAUGUGCUACUAGUGAUGUAGAUGAUUUUUUCUUCGAAUUGGAUGAAAAAUGCGCCGUUGUGGAGUUCUUGAACCAUUCGACAUGCGAUAAUAAAGAUGCGUCUCGAUUCCUCCUCUUCACUAAUUUGGUUCGGUCGAUUUACGUAUCCGCCAAUCGCUAUGGACCAGAAAUUAAGCAUUAUAUCGAGAAAAUACGGAUUUCUUUCUGA
Molecule: messenger RNA, 549 nt
Organism: Caenorhabditis remanei
Lineage: Eukaryota; Metazoa; Nematoda; Chromadorea; Rhabditida; Rhabditidae
Exons: 3
Coding region: 1-549 (182 amino acids)
Source: RefSeq, a predicted model, not a curated record